GACAACGGACAAUGUGGAGAGCCAGCCAGCUGUAUACACCAAGGAGAUGUACUCGAUCGUUUUUAAAAAGGGAGGAGCCUAUGAUAUUGUGUGCUGUUAUUGAAUAGCCUACUGUAGUAUUUCAACCUCUGACUCCGGGCUGGUUAGCAACUCAUUUGGCUCAUCUGUUGAUUCUCGACCUCGCCCAAAACAACCCUUAAUAACGGUCAUCUUUGCAGCGUGUCUAUCCGGGGACUGAGACAUGGAUGACGACUUUGAGAGGCGCCGGGAGAUGAGGAGGCAGAAGAGGGAGGAGAUGCGCCUGGAGGCUGAGAGGUUUAGCAAUGUGAGGAAUGAUGAUGAUGAUGAGGAGGCUGCGCGUGAGAGAAGGCGUAGAGCUCGCCAGGAGAGACUCCGUGGGAUGGAUGAGAACUCCAGCACACCCGACACUACGGACAUGAACAACAGCCAUAGUGUGUUAGAGGUGAGCUCCACAGUGAGCGUGAGUGGAGGAGGAGGUGGUGGUGGAGGAGGUGAUGAGGAGGAGCAGGCUCUGCUGGACCGCCUGGCCAAGCGGGAGGAGCGCCGUCUUCGCCGCCUCAAGGAGGCGCAGGAGCGCCAGACCGACGUCACGGAGACCACCGUCACCACCGACAACAGCCUGGAGGAGCGGGCGUCCCUCCGCCGCGGGCGCUCCUACGAACCGGAGCCCGACCCCGAAGAGCCCAAACAGGAGGAGAAAGAGGAGGAGGAGGAGGAGGAGGUUGUGGAGCAGGAGGAGGAGCAGCCGGCCAACCAGGCAGAGGAGGAAGAGAGGGAGGAGGAGGUGCAGAGAGAGGUGGAGAAACCCAGAAGAUCAUACAGACACCAGGUGAAACUCAAGGAUGAGGAGGUCGGGAGGAAGAAGGAGUCGGCCUCUUGGGCCAAACAGCAGAACGGUGGUCUCCAUGACGACAGCUCCACCAGGCACAAGAAGCCAGAGAGAACCCAAAGCCGUGGCAGCCUGCGCUCGCCCGAGGCUCCGUCCGCGUCCGCGUCCGCCGAGGAGGAGGACGAGGCUCGCCUGGAGGCCGAGCGCAAGCUGGAGGAGCUGCGGCGGCGGCGCGACGAGACGGAGAGCGAGGAGUUCGAGCGCAUGAGGCAGAAGCAGGUGGAGGCCGAGGUGGAGCUGGAGGAGCUCAAGCGCAAGCGCGAGGAGCGCCGCAAGGUGCUGGAGGAGGAGGAGCGGACACGCAAGCAGGAGGAGGAGGAGCGCAAGGCCCGCGAGGAGGAGGAGAAGAGGAAGAUGAAGGAGGAGAUUGAGCGGAGGAGAGCGGAGGCGGCCGAAAAGCGACAGAAGGCCGAGGAGACGGACGAGGGAGAGGUCAAGGCCCCUUUCAAGUGCAUCAGCCCCCGAGGCUCCUCCCUCAAGAUUGGAGAGCGAGCUGAGUUUCUGAACAAGUCAGCACAGAAAAGCACUGCGAAAGCCGCUCACCCAGUGGUGUCCAAGAUUGACAACAGGCUGGAGCAGUACACCUCGGCAGCACAGGUGUGUGUAGAUGCACGCUCCCCUAGGCCCGGGGCCAUUGACCUGCCUGUGGUGACCGAUGGCAUCCGCAACAUUAAGAGCAUGUGGGAGAAGGGCAAUGUGUUCGGCUCCAACAGCGGAGCUGGAGCCACCAACAAGGAUGCAGCUGGGAUAAAGGUGGGUGUGGCCGGCCGCAUCAACGACUGGUUGAACAAAACUCCUGAGUCAGGCAAAACUCCUGGAGGAAGGCCAGUGGACCUGAAGCCGGGAGACGUGACUGGCAAACGCAGUUUAUGGGAAAACAUAGGCUCCUCCCCGGCCAAGGUGUCAGGCAGAGGAGAGAGUAAAUCAGUUGCUAAUGGAAUGGGACACUAGUGACACAAAGAAGCAACGAAGAAACUGCACGACCAUUCCCUUGUUAUUUUUUUUUAUCCAAUGCAUUUUUGUUUUUUGUUUGUUUUUUUUUCCAUACCAAAAAAAAGAGAAGAAAAGAAAAGAAACGAGAAGAGAAGAGAAGAGAAGGAGAGAAGCCUUUCUUAAAACAGCCCAAGGGUAUUGAAUGGAGAGGGAAGUGAAUGAGAGUAUAUAUAGUAGCACUGUAUCAACAGACCUCCACCGUGUGUGGUCAUAUUUACGGUUUAGUACCCCCUUUGCACAGGUUUACUUUAUGGAAACUAUGCUGUGAAAUUUGGACACUUUGGAAUUAUGAUUUGAUAUAUAUAUUUUAUAUGAAACUUCCAACACAAAAAGAGUCAUGUCAAAAGGUAAAAUAAUCGUACAUACCGUACUUAUGUCAAGACAAUCACAACAUUAUCAACAACAAAAAAUAAUAAUAAUAAUGAUUAAAAGGUUUUAUUUAGCACAUGCAUUUAAUCGGCCAGACUAUUGUCUUCUGGCCUCAGCUCUCUGGUUCACUCUUUUUUAUUUAAUUUAUAAUUAAAGCAAAGCUUCACAUAUUGAUAUGUUAUUCAUGUUCACCUGUCCCGGAUAGCAAUAUGAGCACCCCAUAGAGUAGCACAUUGUACCUUUCUUUAUCGUCUAAUCAACACUUUGUAAUAGUGAAAACAACGGCCUGAAUAGUAGAAGAGAAACACAUACUGUAUGGUUCUUUUUUUUUGUCGUGUCAACUAUUAUCUUUCUUGUACCACAGCUUCUUUUGUCGUAUGCAAGCCUUGACGUUUGUUAUCGUAAGAAAGACAGUCAUACAGAUAUCAAAGUUUUUUUUUCUUUACAGAUAAUCACUUUCAAUGCAGUGUUUGGUAUUAUUGUAACCUGAUAACCUAUUUUUUUUUGUUGCAUUUGUCUUCCUCCUCUUGUUAAGCACCUCAGCUGUUUCCAAAAGCCUAUACUUAGCCGUCGAGUGGACAAUCCCACAGGUGGGACGAGAUGGGGAGUGCAGGCCAAACAUACAGUACUGUCCACAGAGUCACUUCAAACCAAAGCCCAUUUUCUCACACCCAAAAUAGGUGCGGGGAGUAGAGAUGGGUCAGGCCUCUCCAGAGGCCCCCAGAGAGUGAGUGAGAGAGAGAGAGAGAGAGAGAGAGUGGACACUGUGGCAGGAAUGUGUGCGUUUUUAAACCGCAGCACAGGAAAUCCAGCCUACUCAACUUAACCACCUCCGUGUGGGGAAAGCAUUGUGAAUCAGAGGCUUGAUAUAGAGCUCUCCCUUAGGCUACUAGGAGACUGACCGAAUGGCUUUUCAGUGAGGCAGCUUGGUCCAACACUCCAGCAUCGUCCACCACUCUCCACACCCCUCUUAGAGGCAACAGAUGCCUAGCCUGUAGUACAGUAGGCUACAGUACAGUACUGUAAAUGGUCUUAACAUGUCAGUCCGACAAGGUCCGGUUGUUCAUAAAGACAAUCAUAUUGUUGUACUGUUGGUCUCGAACGUGUGGCAGACGUCACCCAAGACAGUGGUUAUAAUUGAUCUGAAGUCUUUCAUUAGAGGAGAACAAAGAAGGGAAAAUGUAGAUAACAAGCAAGACAGAGGGGGAGAUUAAAAAAAAUGUGUUAGCCACCAAAAAGUUGAAAUGCGAUUAGCUUAAGCAGCUAGAAGACGUCUGAUAGAAUUGUCCCGGGUUUCUCUUACAUAGGGUACCCAGGAACAACUCGGAUCAAAAUGGACAUUUUGCAUUGAAUGAUUUUUUAUUUGUUUUGUUUAAUUUAAAAUAUGAAAAAAAAACUUAAUGUGAUCUUGUGUGUACGCAGUUCAAGCAUUUUUCACUUUUUGUUUCACUUUUAUGAGGACAGAGACUAGGUCCAAGCCGUUGUCAUGGACCUUUGUUUCUUGUUUUUCUUUUGGCUUUUUUGUAACUGACGCAUCAACGGUAUCAUAAGAGGACUUGUCUGCAAAUGUGUAAUAUCUGCUUUUACAAGUUAUGAGUUUUUAAGGUUCAGUAAUAGACUACCAUGCGUUGCAUUUCAGGUUGGUUCAAUCAUUUAGCAUGACUCUUAAUUGAAGGGUGUCUGCGUCUUUUUUCCAAACAAAUUAUAUUUAUGUAUUAUUAAAUGUGUUUUUUUAAUGGAUUUUGAUACUAUAUUUAGACAACCGUUCAGGAAAAUGACUACAUUCCAUCACUAUUUUCACUUUCUUUUUCAUGUUCUUGUCUUUCAUUGUGUCUGUGUUCACUCACUGCAUAUACAGGCAGCACCAUCAGUAGCUCAACUCAUUGUUAUGUUUAUCCUAGCCAUUAGUUUCAUACAGAAUGAAUGUUUAACUCUUGUACCAUUGACCAACUGCAAUAAAGAGAUACAUGGAAAAA
Messenger RNA from Sardina pilchardus (European sardine), 4248 nucleotides. RefSeq names its product caldesmon 1a (gene cald1a). Gene Ontology annotation, molecular function: calmodulin binding; myosin binding; actin binding. Lineage: Eukaryota; Metazoa; Chordata; Actinopteri; Clupeiformes; Clupeidae. The record is from RefSeq and is a predicted model, not a curated record. Gene Ontology annotation, cellular component: actin cytoskeleton. Gene Ontology annotation, biological process: muscle contraction; actin filament bundle assembly; angiogenesis.